UCCACCAGCCAUUUCUACCAGAUACCGACUCAACUGACUCCGAUCAACAAAAACCAAAAAAGAAAUUGCAAGAAUCUGAUACAGAUUCAGCAGAAGAAUCAUUACUAAAUGGUAAUCUCAUUCCAGUUGAGAAUAUUAAGCAAGAACCCACUACAGAUGAUGAAAAAAACAAAAACUCCACUAACAAGAAAAAAAAUUUGUAAAAAAAAAUCAGGUACACAUAUAAAAUAAGCUACAUCUACAUUACCGUCAUGUGAACUUAUUUUCGCUUUGCACGCUAACAUUGUCCAAACCUAAAAUUACGUUUUAAACCUACAAUGCUGUUGCAAGAUUCACUGUAGCUUACAAUGAAUUUACAAUAAGCUUCUGUGAACUCUACAACAUCAUAUUAACAUUUUAAACAACAGCAAAAUCAUUGCUCAGUAUUAAAGUAGCACCACAUGACGGUACAUGACGAUAAAUUUUAAACUACAUAUCAAUGUAACUAUGUACCUAAAAACUAAUUACUUUCUAGACAAUAACGAAAAAGAAGAGCAAAAAAGAAUUGGAAAAAGAUACAGCUGAUGAAAAGUUCUCUAAAGUAGUUGAAUCAAUUCUAAACAAAAGUAAAGAAAAACAGGAGAAUUCUAUGCUAUGUACAUCUGCAAAUACUGAAGCUACAUCAAAGAAGAUCAAUGAGAAAAAAAUGAACAAAAAACUGAUAAAGGAAGACGUAAUCUCAAUUUCAUCAACAACGGGAGAAAGUGGAUCUGAUGAAGACAUAAUUGUCACUAAAAGUAAAACUCAAAGGAAAAAAAAGAAGAAAACAUCAAAGAAACAUCAGAAAUCAUCAUCAGAUGAUUCAACUGAUUCAGAUGAUUCAGAUGAUUCUACUGAUGAAUCAGUGACAACAAAUACAAAAUCAAGAUCUUCAAAAAAUGCAAAAAUUGUAAAGAAAGAUUCGUCUAAUGGAAUUCAAAAAAUAAUAACAAGUAAAGGAGAAAAAUCAAAAGAGACAAAAAGAACACAAUUAGUAUCAGAAUCAGAUACUGAUACAGAUGAUUCUGAUGAUACAAGUACGGAAAAUGAAAAAAUAAAGCAUAAAUCACUUACAAAAAAGGACAAACCAACGUCUGAAAAAGAUGAAAUGAAGAAAACUAACAAGAAGAGAAAGAGACCUCAAGCCCCUUCUUCUUCAUCAUCUUCAGCAGAUGAAAGUAGUAACUCAGAUGAAUCAGAAAAAAUGACAAAGAAACAAUCAAAAAAGAAGGUAAAAUUACUUCACUUACUUUAUCUACAUAAAUAACAUGAAUAACAUUGUUUGUUUUACAUAUAGAUUCAUAAAAAAAAACAAGAAAUCACAAUCAUCAACUUCUGAAAGUGAUAGCAGUACAAACAGUACCUCAACAGAUGAUAAUAAAGAAGAUAACAACAAGAACAAGGUACAAUUAUAUUUUACUAUACCGUAAAAUGGAGAAACUUUAGCUCACCACGGUAACUUAGCCCACAGCUUAAAAACGCUCAUACAAUGCAACAGGAUUCACUGUAGCUUACUGUGAACCAUGCAGUAAGCUACAGUGAACUCUUCAGUAAGCUACAGUGAACCCUGCAGCACCUUAUUAGCAUUUUAAAAACAAUUUUAAGCCAUAGGCAAAGAUACCCCAAUGAGUCAAAGUUACCACAAGUAACAAUAGCUUUCUGUUCCAAUUAAUGCUAUUGUUUACAAUAUAAGUCUCUAACUACUUAUCACUAAUUAUUUACAGAAAAACAAAGAUGAUUUUGAAGAACUGAACAGUUACACCAAACUUACAUGUAGAGACCUUAAACUUAAAAGACCAUAUAAAUUAAUGGAUAUUAAAUGGUCAAAAGAAGCUGGAAGAAAUGGACCAUAUAAAAUCUGUACAGCAAAG
Messenger RNA from Frankliniella occidentalis (western flower thrips), 1889 nucleotides. RefSeq lists its product as uncharacterized. Lineage: Eukaryota; Metazoa; Arthropoda; Insecta; Thysanoptera; Thripidae. The coding region runs from base 629 to 1285 and encodes 218 amino acids. The record is from RefSeq and is a predicted model, not a curated record. The transcript is spliced from 4 exons.